AUUUCCGUGCUCGUGUGAUAUAAAACCUGACGCGAACUUGUCAUGUCAAUGAAAUACUGGCCACCGACAACUGACGAAUCUAGCCGUAACUACUUAUUUAUUGUGUAAUUUACAUUACGUGUUGGUAUUUGUUGACUAUCUUACAUCCAAGAGGGAUUCAACCAUGAUCAAAGCUAUUGGUAUAUUGACAUGGUGUGUGGUGCUGACCCUUGCGCGUCCUAACCCCGGGACUGGAGGGCUACCGAAGAGGAAGUUUCCCCUUCAUGGAAGCGGGUUUAGAUCACUUGACCCCGAGACCAACUUGACGAUGGACCAGAUAAUGACCCAGCAACUCGGGGGGAUUUCAGAGGUUGGAAACAAAAUGAUGGACUCUGGCGGCCUGAUUCUCGCAGAAUUAGACCUUCGACUCACCCCAGAGCAGUAUGCUGCAUUCUACGGCACAGACAGUGUUGUGACAGCUGGCUCGCGAGGACGCUCCAAGCGGAAGGCGGUCAAAGACCCCAUGUUAAGAUGGUUCCACGGAGAGAUCCCGUACACGUUCGCGGAAAACACCUUCGAUGCUAAAGACACGGUGUUGAUCAAGGAGGCCAUGACGGAGUGGGAGAGAUACACGUGUCUCAACUUCAAGGCAGCUACGCCCUCUCAUACCAACGUCGUGGACUUCAUUAACGGAGACUCGUGCAGCUCCCAGUUGGGUAUGGUCGGGGGCAGGCAGGCGCUCAUGUUGAAUGCACCCGGGUGUAGAUUCAGAGGCUUGUACCUGCACGAGAUCGGCCACGCUAUCGGCCUGAUCCACGAACACCAGCGUCCAGACAGGGAUAGCUACGUGGACAUCUACUUGCAGAACGUCGCCCCGAGUCUCCAAUUCUCCUUCACGAAGUACCCCAGGGAUAAGGUUGACCUUGUCAACACCGAGUACGAGUACUCCUCCAUCAUGCACUACGGUGUCACGGCGUUCUCUAGAGAUGGUAAACUGAAGACGCUUCGUCCCAAGGAUCCAGCUCGAGAGGAGGAGAUUGGGAAAGUAUAUCUGAAGGAGCUCUCCUUCAAUGAUGUGCUGGCCGUCAACAACAUGUAUAACUGUGCAGGAAAUUGUCCCGCCACAGUCAAGUGUGAAGAUGGCGGCUUCGUUGACCAGACCUGCCGCUGUGUGUGCCCGGACGGAACACGUGACUGUGAAGUGGGCUACAAGGCACCCGAGACUGAUGGUGACUGCAGCAACGCCUAUGACGACUGGCAAUGCGCCGUGUGGGCCAACUCCGGCCAGUGCACCAGAAACAACAAGUUCAUGAGUACGGGCUGCAUGAGGGCGUGCCAGUUGUGCUCCUACACCGUGGCGCCGACUGCAAGUGUGGGCUGUGAAGAUCUGUAUCCCAAGAAGUGUGCCAAGUGGAAGAAGAAUGGCGACUGUGUUGCCAACGAGUGGUGGAUGUCCCUGAACUGCCGAAAGACGUGCAACGCCUGUGUUGACAAAAGCCAGAGAUCAGAGACUCAGUGUGAGAAUAAGUUCAGUGAUUCCUCCAAGUGUGACAAGUGGGCGGCUGACGGCGAGUGUAAGAUCAACCCUGCAUGGAUGCUCAUCAACUGCCGCAAGUCAUGUCAGACAUGUGACCAAACCCCUCCAGUCGUUGACGAAACUAAAGGAAACUGUGUGGACAUCCACAGUGACAAGCAGGCGUGUGCUGACUGGGCUAGGGCCGGGGAGUGCAAGGCGAACCCCACGUGGAUGCAAGUCAACUGUAAGAAGUCGUGUGGCAUUUGUAGCGGUGGUGGAUCUGUCGUCACGACCAAACCUGUGAAGUGUGUGGACACCGACCUCCGCUGCUCGUCGUGGGCUGCCACUGGCGAAUGUGUGAAGAACCCCAACUGGAUGCUUGACAACUGUGCCGUGUCCUGCGACGUCUGUGUACCCGACUCCGUCACCACGCCCUUCACCCCCGACAUCACCCCCGACAUCACCCCCGACAUCACCCACCCUACCGUUGGCCCGCAAGUUCCCUGCACUAAUCUUCACGACGACUCUGAGUGUGGAGUGUGGGCCAGCACGGGACACUGCGAGAUAAACCCAGAUUGGAUGCACCAUAACUGCCGCAAAGCAUGUCGGUUGUGUGUUGAGGUCAAGGCCACACCGUCACCACCAGAUUGCACAUGUAAAAAGAGUGGAUCUGGAGUCAUGCGACCACCGACCUUCACGCUACUGACGUGUUUCACACUUCUAUUCGUCCUCGCGUCCAGUCAUCUCUGAGAAACUAAGAAGCGAAGAAUUUACAGGUCGAAUAAUUGUAACAAGACUUACCAAACGUCAUUAUCAUAUUAGUGUCCAAUACAAGUGUUCUUAUACAUACAAGUUUUAUACUGGCACCGAAGGGAGAUUCUGUCUGUCGGUCUGUUCACCGUUGGUGUUUUUACUACGGUCAAUAUACCUUUAGUGUGUACGUGUGCACCCCUGGUGGAUGUUAUAUUGUUAAUGUGAGAAAAAAAUGCCUGUGAUAUUUUAUACUUUUGUCCCACCAGGAAACUGUAUUUAUUGCAACUUGAUGUAUUUGACCGAUAAUAUAAAUUAUUGAAAAUGUGUAUGUGGGAUGUUCAAUAUUUUCUAUAUUUCAAAAAAUAAAUUAUUUUGAUAUA
Molecule: messenger RNA, 2628 nt
Organism: Haliotis rufescens (red abalone)
Lineage: Eukaryota; Metazoa; Mollusca; Gastropoda; Lepetellida; Haliotidae
Product: zinc metalloproteinase nas-14-like
Exons: 16
Coding region: 164-2245 (693 amino acids)
Biological process (GO): proteolysis
Molecular function (GO): zinc ion binding; metalloendopeptidase activity
Source: RefSeq, a predicted model, not a curated record